UUUUUUUUUCCAACCCCAUCUGAUUGUCAGAAUACACAAAGAACGAAACAAUGGCAUCCAUGUUCUCACUCGAGGGCUCUACAGCAGUUGUCACCGGUGCCACGAGGGGCAUUGGACAGGCCGUUGCUAUUGGGCUUGCCGAAGCCGGCGCAGACAUUAUUCUAAUCCAGAGAGAUACCACUUCAACGGCGACCAAAGAGGCCGUUGAAAAGGCAGGCCGCAAAGCAUGGAUCUUCACGGCUGAUCUCGCUGUUCAAGAGCAAGUCGCAAACAUCGCCAAGGACGUCACCGCCGCCGGCCACAAGGUGGACAUUCUAGUCAAUUGCGCCGGCAUCCAGAGGAGGCACCCUUGCGAAGAGUUUCCUGAUAAUGACUGGAACGAUGUCAUCCAAGUCAACCUCAACACCGUCUUCACCCUCUGCCGCGACUUUGGCCGCGAGAUGCUCUCCCUCCCCGUCUCUCCCGUCACCGGCCGUCGCGGCAGCAUCAUAAACUUUGCCUCGCUGCUCACCUUCCAGGGUGGCUUUACAGUCCCCGCCUACGCCGCGUCCAAGGGCGCCGUGGGCCAAGUCACAAAAUCGUUUGCCAACGAGUGGACGGCCAAGGGCAUCACAGUCAAUGCCAUUGCGCCUGGAUACAUUGAGACGGAGAUGAACACUGCGCUGCUGAACAACCCGGAGAGGUUGGCGAGCAUCAGUGCCAGAAUUCCCGCGGGCAGAUGGGGGUCACCCGAGGACUUUAAGGGGACUUCGGUGUACCUGGCGAGCAAAGCGAGUGGAUAUGUGAGUGGACAUACUCUGGUGGUGGACGGUGGAUGGAUGGGCCGGUAGAGAAACCCGUCUUUUGAAAGUUGGAAACUGGGGCUGUAUAUAGACAUGAAUGAUACCUGAGAUGAUUGAGAUAUUUGCUCCUCAAUACAAAAAAAAAAAAAAAUAAUAAUAAUGUGCUCUUGGCUAAACUAGCACUUAGAUGGACUGCGGCGCGAGAUUUAACAAAGGGGUCAAUAGGUUAGGCAAGAUAGUCGUGC
Messenger RNA from Trichoderma asperellum CBS 433.97, 1027 nucleotides. RefSeq lists its product as uncharacterized. The record is from RefSeq and is a predicted model, not a curated record. Gene Ontology annotation, molecular function: oxidoreductase activity, acting on the CH-OH group of donors, NAD or NADP as acceptor. NCBI's taxonomy places the organism in Eukaryota, Fungi, Ascomycota, Sordariomycetes, Hypocreales, Hypocreaceae.